This is a messenger RNA of Orbicella faveolata, 3493 nucleotides long. Its product is annotated as neuronal acetylcholine receptor subunit alpha-10-like. Gene Ontology annotation, cellular component: postsynaptic membrane. NCBI's taxonomy places the organism in Eukaryota, Metazoa, Cnidaria, Anthozoa, Scleractinia, Merulinidae. Gene Ontology annotation, biological process: monoatomic ion transmembrane transport. Gene Ontology annotation, molecular function: transmembrane signaling receptor activity; acetylcholine-gated monoatomic cation-selective channel activity. The record is from RefSeq and is a predicted model, not a curated record.
CUGCCCAUCUGCCCGUCUGCCCGUCUGUCAGUCUGUCUGUCAGUCUGUCUGUAUGCAUGUCUACCUGUCGGCCUCACUCCUGUCUGUUUGCUGGUUUGCCUUGAUUUCUAACGUCUUCUUCAAAUUGCUAAUUAACAAACGCAUCUUGCAUCUAAAUUAAUGCACAUGUUGUCAAGUUUAAACCCUGUCAUUUAUCUAAGAAAAAUACCAAACCAACGCAACGAGUGAAUUCGAUGAUCAGCACUUCGGACUUUAGAUUGGGAGGUCGCUAAUACAGCGUGACAAGAGCUCGUUCGUAGCCGGAGACGAAAACACUUUACUCAUAACGUUGAUACUCUAAACUAAAAGCAGGGGUUCAAAUUUUGGUGGCGAAUUGUCGGCGAAACCUACCAAAAUGCAACAAAAUGUAGCAAUCCAACCAAGAGGAAGCAAUAAACAAUACUCGGUCCAUGAUACGAAAGCUAUGAUCAAGAGCCAACGCUGAUGAGCCAGGCUUCUCAGAUACCAAGUAACAUAUUAAAUACGAAAGACUGAGCGUUACUGCAUUUUCAAACAACAAGAAGAGAGCUGAAAAUAUGACAAGUAGUGAAGUAUUUCUGACGAACUUAGAGGUAUUUGGAAAUGUGUGCAAAUGACAUAUCUAAUCAAUCAAACUGAAACUAAGGGGAAAACGGAGAAAUAAAAUCGUCUAUUAUAAAUUCUAUGGUAAUGUAAGAUCGGAUAUCCAAACACCGUUACGGUCAUAAUUUGUUUUGUUUCGACUUAAUGCUUUAUUAAUAAGUACCUCCAUUGUCAGGUCCUUAAAUUAAGUUACUCAGCAUGGGUAACUCGACAUCAACCUCACUGCACCCACUUAUUUCUCAGAAUUCCUAUCAAUCUGAGCUUUUCUCUCCUAGGGAUUCCUCUUCUGAUUUUCUGCUUCCUCCCACUAACAGUGCUGAUGAUCGACUUAGUUUGAAAGCCACCUCCGGCUUCACAACCUACGUCAAGGUACGACAUGAUGGCAACCAGACUUGGCGGGCUCAUAUCAUCUACAGGAGCAUGUGCAACAUCAACGUCAAGUAUUUCCCGUUCGACGAUCAAACCUGUAAGAUGGUUUUCGCGUCCUGGUCUUAUGACGUCAGCGUGAUUGACUUACGAGAGAGGCGUGGUCAUACAGACGGCAAAGCUGUUGCUAAGAAAGAGAGAGGAUCGGACGUGUUCCAGGAAAACGAGGAAUGGACUGUGGAGUGGAUAGACAUCGAGAGGAAUGAGAAAGAAAAUGAUUGCUGUGAUUUACCAGUGGCGGACUUGACCAUUACCAUGCUUCUGCGCAGACGUACAUACUAUUACGUCAUGAGCCUGAUCUUGCCUUGUACUCUCAUAGCUUGUACCAUCUUCCUGGAGUUUAUUCUCCCAGCAGAGUCUGGUGAACGAGUCGGCCUGGGUAUCACUAUUCUUCUAUCAAUGGCCGUGUUUCAAGAGUUGACGUCAGAGAAGCUACCUUCAAGCUCUGAGCACUUUCCUCUUUUAGCUAUGUACUAUUCAGUGUCAAUCAUGGAAAUAGGUACCGCCCUCGGGGCCACGUGCAUCAUACUAAACUUUCAUCAUCGCAAUACAAAGAUGCCGGGCUGGUUUCACAAGAUUGUGUUAGAAUGGCUGGCUAAGCUUGUGCGAUACGAACCUCGCGUGACCAACCGACACUUGUCAGAUUCAGGAUCUGUGGACGAAAGCACGCAAAAGAUGAUUCAAUCGAACGCUGCCUCGGAAAGGAAACGGAACGACGCGUUUGAUCUGGAAAGAGACUCGAUCGAAUUUGAAAUGGACCUUUUUGAGGAACCUCGUGGGGGACGUGACCAGGUGCUCUUAGCCCAGAAUGGAAACAUUCCCACAAACCACGUUACCAGGAAGCGCUCGGUCAAAAGAAAACCGCAGGACACUGAAACCGAGACAACUGAGGUACAAGUAUCCGAGGCCAGGUUUCCGGUUUACGAUGGCAGCAAAGAAGAGUUUUACAAGAAACAGUGGCAAGAUGCAGCCAGGAUCCUGGAUCGGUUUCUGCUUUUGGCGUCGGUCGUGAUAGGCUCCGUCUCAGCGAUGGCCAUUUUUCUGCAAUCUCCUCGCAUCAGGGGACUUUUUAUUCCGUAACACAGGGCCCGCUGUGAUUUAUGGGAAGACGCCGGAGAUGGCUAGAAACGGCAAGAUGUUGCUUUGUUUUGAAACUUGCCCUUAUUGAACAAAAGUGGUCUUAGUCAACAGAAAACAACAAUGCGCCUUGACCAUCUGCGAUGCAGACGUUUUAGAGACUUGGGUGUGAAUUUGUGUGUUACUUGCAAAAAGUGUGAACGCUUUUAAAAGAGCGGCAACGUUUGUCAGCUUUCGUCGCUUCACACAAACAUUUUGAGAGAAAAAAGACUAAGGGAAAAUCGCUACACGAAACAGGGGUUUCAAAUUGACGUCUGCGAUAACGGUCUCUCGAUAAAAUAAACCACGCAAAGCCAUUUUGGGGGAAAACACUUCAGCUGUAGCGAAAAGAACAUUGCUGAUUCAGCAGCAGGCGAUAGUGUACAGAGAAGUCUCUUUACGCGAACGGAUAACUUGUGAAAACGUUCACUCCGCCAUUUAUGGUCUAUCCCUUUUUCCUCUUUAGCACAGAUUCAAACGACGUCCUUAUUAGUGCACUAGAAUUGAAGCUUGAACAAUAACAACAAAACAAACAUUUAGGUCCCCAGAGGUCGAACAUUUUUAUCCCACCCCUUCCCCAUUCCCCUUCCACCAACGGCGCUUAUUGUGGAAAUCAAAAAAGGACCGAGACUUCACUUCGUCAAUCCCUUUUUCAUCGAGCAAUAAAACAACACCUUUUCGCCCCUCCACCCCUCGUAAUCUGCAACGGUCCGUUAUUACAUGUAAGGAUAAAAACAUUGUUUGGUAGUGGGGGAAAAUGAGCAUAGUCUCUUGUUGGUAGUCAGAGGUACGAGCUGAUUUUAAAUUGGAUCUUAAUUUUUGGGCUGGAAGAUGUACAGAAAUUUUGUUCUCGUUGCUGUGAAUGGGAUCAGAUGUACCUUAGCGGUCGAAGCUGCGAGUCUAUCUAGCACAGCCUUACAUACAAAGAAUCCGCGCAAAAAACGGAGCGAAUUCUCCAAUGAUUAGCUUGUUAUCAUGAGAAAAUGUGAAACUGAUAACUCAUGUAAGAGUAGCUUUUUAUGAUGCAGUGCUUUUACGCUGCCUUCCGCAGUGUAUCAUUUGCCAUACGAUAAAUGUACAUAGUCGCCUAAACAUUUCGUAGAGUUGUAUUAGUCAUAUCAGGAACUGCUAUGAGUAGAUUUCUAGUUUUCCACAAGACUUUGAUUUUUCGAGAAAGUAAUGUUAUAAAAACAGAUUCUAACCAGACAAAGGAGUUUUAUCUAGAACUCAAUUAUUUUUGAAAGUCGAUGCAUAUAUGGUAGAUGUGCAUCUUAUUUGAAUAUUUCAAUAUUCUUACAUUUUAAAAGAGCUCAGUCACGGUUUACGCAUA